This is a messenger RNA of Gossypium raimondii (Peruvian cotton), 1089 nucleotides long. RefSeq names its product protein MIZU-KUSSEI 1. Bases 333 to 1061 code for a protein of 242 amino acids. The record is from RefSeq and is a predicted model, not a curated record. The transcript has a single exon. NCBI's taxonomy places the organism in Eukaryota, Viridiplantae, Streptophyta, Magnoliopsida, Malvales, Malvaceae. Gene Ontology annotation, biological process: hydrotropism.
ACCAAUAUAAUUAAAAAAAGUAAUUAAUAUCCUAAUAAUAUAACUUGCUACUAAUACAUGAACUUUUUAAAAAUUGCAUGAAAUAUUAUCAAAUUUACACAUAGGAAAAAUUUUCAGUUUUAGCAGGUGGCAUACAUGCAGUUGUGAAGGAGCCAAUUGAAAAGUGACAACAAAGCAAAUAUCCGAUUUCUAACGGCUGAAUCGAUUUCCCGCGCUGUCUCCCUUUUGUUAUAAGCAUGCAUGUGAUAUGUGAGCCUAUAGGUAAAAGUACCUCUCCCACCAUUUGCAUCCCCAUCAACCCAACAUAAUCUCUCUUCACCCAUUGAAACCCCAUGACGAAGAUCGACGCCCUCCGUCGACUCCUCCCUUGUCUCUCUCCCACCACCGCCACCUCCAAGGCCACCGCUACUCCCAUCAAGAAACGCCUAAGCACCUCUCUAAGAAACGACGUCGUCGACCCUCUCCACCCCGUACUCACCAACACAAACCAAGACAAAGACAAAGACUCCCAAGAUUCCACCACAACAACCGAUCUCGAACCGCCCGUUUCGGCCUUCUCACGCCCUUCCAGGUCAAUGGUCAUAGGCACCAUCUUCGGCCAACGUAAAGGCCACGUCUGGUUUUGCUUCCAACACCACCGUCUCUCCACAAAACCCUCUCUCCUCCUCGAACUCUCCAUCCCAACUCACCAACUUGUCCAAGAAAUGAGUUCCGGCACCGUCCGCAUCGCUCUCGAGUGCGACCACUCCGAACUCAGCUCCUGUCCUCUCCAUUCGGUCCCCAUUUGGACCAUGCACUGCAAUGGUCGCAAAAUUGGAUUCGCUACUAAAAGAAAAGCCACUCGCCAUAACCGAUUGAUGUUAAAGACCAUGCAAUCUAUCACAGUUGGAGCAGGGAUGAUACCAACCGGCGUCGGAUCGUCGGGUUCGGAGGAGAUCAUGUACAUGAGGGCUAAUUAUGAACAUGUUAUCGGUAACUCUGACUAUGAGUCGUUUCACCUUGUGAACCCAGAUGAAUGUGCUGGCCAAGAACUAAGCGUGUACCUUAUGAGAUCACGGUGAAAAAGGCUGGUAGUACAGAGAGGUUAAA